Messenger RNA from Capronia epimyces CBS 606.96, 1923 nucleotides. RefSeq lists its product as uncharacterized. The record is from RefSeq and is a predicted model, not a curated record. Bases 1 to 1923 code for a protein of 640 amino acids. The transcript has a single exon. NCBI's taxonomy places the organism in Eukaryota, Fungi, Ascomycota, Eurotiomycetes, Chaetothyriales, Herpotrichiellaceae.
AUGGCCAUCCCUAAGCGUUCCCUCAGCGAGCUCAUGCAGACCAUCAAAGCCAACAUCAAAAGGUACCGCGCAGAACAAGCCUCUCUCCCUCUCUCCCUAUCUCUCCCUGCGACUGGCCGCUGGCACGGCAAAGCGACGACAACGACGAUGAUGUCAAGCACGAUGGAAGAGCCAGAGAUGGAAUUCACCAGCCGCACCGCGGACCAGGAAGUCUGCGCGGUCGAGAUCUGCCCAGAUCACCCGGAAUACAUGGUCAUCGGCACGUACUCGCUGGUCAAGAAGGACGAGCGACGCGACUACGAGGCACAGACCCGCCGAGGCACACUACAGGUGAUGCCGGUGGCCGCUCACUUCCAGCCCAAAUACGCCGGCAUGCUGGCGCCUCACCUCGACAGGGUCGAAUUCCCCUGCGCCGUGUUGGAUCUGCACUUCCACCCGGCCGACGGCACGCUGCUGGGCGUCGCCGCCAGCAAUGCGCAGAUGUACUUCUUCCGCCUGGUCAAGCAUGGCGACGUCCUGGGCCGGCGCGUCAUCACCAAACUGCUUCCGCUCGGCACCGCCACCAUCGCCGACCCGGACGACCACGGCCUCGUCCCGCUCGUCACCCAGUUUGCCUGGCUCCCGGAAACGCGCACCCACGGAGUGUCAGGGAUCAGCGACGUCCAGCACAUCUCGGUCGUGGCCACCACCUCGCUGGGCCACACCCGACUCGUGGACGCCGCGCUUCCCGCCAUCAAAGACUUGUUUGACGAGCGUGUCUCGCAGCCUCGCGAGCCAUUGUCCGUCAUGGCCAUCGACGUCCAUCAACAUGACCUCGAGGCCUGGACGGUCGCCGCCAUCACCCUCCCUGCUGCCACGGCCACGGCCACGGCUGCGGCCACGAUGUUCGAACCCGACUCUGCACUGUCCAACACAUCCUGCCGCCUGAUCCUCAGCGGCGGCGAUGACAGUGCAUUGAUCGCCUCGGUGGUCGAAACGCCUGCAGACUCCGACACCCCGGCACCGACACCUAAUAUCUUACCUCUCUGGAAAGACCGGCGCGCGCACACUGCCGGCGUGGUGGCUAUUCUCCCGCUCGCCAGUUUUCGCGUUCGCGGCUUGGCCAACGACCACGACCACGGCCACGGCCACGGCCACGGCCACAGCAACAGCACCAGCACCGGCAACAACGGCAACAAUACUAAUAACAAUGGACUCGAAGCUACACGAGACACCGGCAUCGUCCCUCUCAUCACCGGCAGCUACGACGAGUUUAUCCGCCUCUACGAGCUCGACGGCAACACGUACCCGUACCGCGCGACCUUGAAGACGGAACGACGCCUCGACGGUGGCGUGUGGCGACUAAAAGUUCUCGACCAAUACGACAGCUAUGGUGGUGGUGGUGGUGGUGAUCGUGAUGGUGGUGGUGGUGGUGGUGGUGGUGGUGGCAGCAACAGUGCCAGUAACAACGACAAUGACAGCGACAACACUGACCACCAGCGACAAUCUCACACCCUGAUCCUCGCCUCGCUGAUGCACGGCGGCGCCGCCAUCCUGCGCCUGACCUACACCUACAAUGCCUACGGUUCCGGGGCCCCCAACACAGAGAGAGUGGGUGUAUGGUCCAUCACUCCACUGGUCACGUUCCGCGCCGGCCACGAGAGCAUGGUGUAUUGCUGCGAUGCGCGGCUUGAGAUUGCUGAUUCCAACACCAACACCAACACCAAUUCGAACACCAAUUCCAAUCCUAAUCCCAAUCCCAACUACACGGACGUUACACUCAACUCCGAGCACGACACACCACCACCACCACCACCACCACCGCCCACCUACACGGUCGUCAGUACCAGCUUUUACGACAUGAAGAUCUGUACGUGGACGUUUGUCGAUCGGUUCAAAGCAGACUGCCGACGUCAAGAGCAGACCAGACCAGAUCGGGCCUGA